This is a messenger RNA of Suillus paluster, 354 nucleotides long. RefSeq lists its product as uncharacterized. The transcript has a single exon. The record is from RefSeq and is a predicted model, not a curated record. NCBI's taxonomy places the organism in Eukaryota, Fungi, Basidiomycota, Agaricomycetes, Boletales, Suillaceae. The annotation marks the transcript as partial.
AAAAUCACAGCCCUGUUACAGCUACAAAACAGAGGACUCAUCGUGGAACUGGACAGCGAAGAGAUGGUAAUCAGACUAAAAGACAACCACACCCAAAAGAAAUUCCUCCAAGCAUUAAACUUCUCAGUAACGUUCAAGGACCAAACCUAUACUCUGGUGGUGCAGUAUGUACCCAUCAACCUGCUCAUAGAACAACCAGGCCUCCUCCGACUGGUAGAAGGUAAGAAUCUACUGGAGGUCAACUCACUCAUCUCCAUGUGCUGGAUCAAGCCACCACACAAACACCCGCCCACCCAGAUGAUGGCCUUCACCCUACUCCAAGUAAAUGACGCAGUCAUGGCCAAUAAACUAAUC